Molecule: messenger RNA, 1390 nt
Organism: Pseudo-nitzschia multistriata
Lineage: Eukaryota; Bacillariophyta; Bacillariophyceae; Bacillariales; Bacillariaceae
Source: the annotation of a GenBank genome assembly
GACCGCAAAAUCGAGGGGCUUCCAUCGCAACCCUAUGUUUKACACUCCACUGCACAGUACUUACUGAUUUGCUAACUUCGGAUUGCUUUCACGAUGAACGCAAAUGAGAACAGGGAACAGAGACAACCAAGUGUUGGAUCGGCCAGUGCUAGCUCCAGGUUGUAUCAGCUGCUUGCGAUGUUCGUGCUUUGUGGAUGUUUAUCGAUAAAGCAGUUCUUGGGGCUACCUGGUUUUCAGCACAUGCGCGAAAUAGAAUACGAUGCGGUAGCAACGACAAAGCMCGCKUUGRGUAGCCACGCGGAUGAAAACCAAAGCACGGAAACUGCKGGURAUCCUGGUAGCGGCACCCAGAAAACAUUUUACAUGGAUCCUGCUGAAUUGCCGCUCAAACCCCCAUUCCAUUUGAUGCAAUUGGGCACAAUACGGACAGGAAGCACAUUCCAGGUAACUCUAUUAGAUGCAAUUGCAAACUUGAAAACAACACAACAAACCGGCAGUUCGCCAUCGCCCGAGAUUGCUCUGACGAGCAAAUACCCGCCAGAACCCGUAGAUGGAAAAAUCGGGCCGUUUGUUAUCAAAAGCCAUGUUGACGACCUUGAAGGGAUCCAGGAAAUGAUGAGGGAACACAAGGAAAAAUUUGGUAUUUCGAUACAUUUGUUUACCUCUCAUCGAGAGGGCGAUUCUUCUAAUUUCUCAGACCUCUCCUAUUAUGAUCAAGAGCUGUCGAACCUGUACAAUUGUAGCAUGUGCGAAAUCGACAAUUACGCUCCGAUCUUUGGGCUCACCGCGGAAGAUCUUCGGAUAUUGAAAGAGUACAUGAGUCACUUCGAGAUUCUGAGGCAAUGCUGUGGAUUCCAGCAAUCGAAAUACAACCGCUACCGACUSCACGGGUGUAACGUAACAGAACUGCUCCUCAGUAACCCUUCGAUACCCUAUCCGUAUUGCGAACGUCACGACAUAGAACAGGUCGAAACCAAGUUUGCCGCUCUGCCCAUCGACUWCCGUUCGAGAAACUCGAACUACAACUGGGUGAAGCCCGGUGAUUGCGCCAAAUUCGAGAAAAAAAUUACCGAUGGCAAAGACUUCAACGGCGUGGCAUUUGGUACGUGCGAUGCGUUCUUGGAAAAAUACAGUCCCGAAAAGUUAGAGAAAAACCAAAGACAACGUAACAAAAUACUGACGGCCAAACGAAAAAUCGGUCCCACCGAUUCCAAAACAGCAAAGCGUGCGAAACGAAAGAAAUCAGACCGCUUUUAAGGGAACAAGCGUUCUUGUAGCACGCAAUUCAUKGCGUGGGGUUAACUGUAUUGUAUACCAUGUUGUAGUCAUCCCCCAAUGACCCAUCAAAUAAKAGACAAAGAAACGUGGAUAAUACAGUUCUACGUAUUGU